This is a messenger RNA of Venustampulla echinocandica, 2139 nucleotides long. RefSeq lists its product as uncharacterized. Gene Ontology annotation, cellular component: mediator complex; core mediator complex. Lineage: Eukaryota; Fungi; Ascomycota; Leotiomycetes; Helotiales; Pleuroascaceae. Gene Ontology annotation, molecular function: transcription coregulator activity; RNA polymerase II cis-regulatory region sequence-specific DNA binding. The record is from RefSeq and is a predicted model, not a curated record. Bases 1 to 2139 code for a protein of 712 amino acids. The transcript is spliced from 8 exons. Gene Ontology annotation, biological process: regulation of transcription by RNA polymerase II.
AUGUCAUAUAUCAGGGAGCCCCCCAGCGCGAACACGGUUCCACGUGAUGCGCCUCGUCGUUCGCAGCCGCCCUUCCCAGGCCCCAAGCUCUCCCUGAGCUGGUCCGCUAUGCAGAUCCAUUAUUACGAGUACGUGCGGUCAGGGGGGAACAGGCCCGCUGCGGCGUUGGCUCCGGGGGCCCCGGUGCUAGCUAGCUGUGUUCAGAUAAAAAACAAUCUUGCGGUGGUCUCUUCUUUUUCGGGUGGAGGGGGGACAAGGAAAAGAAUCACGAAAGUCCGUCGACAGCCCGCUGAGCCUGCCGAUCCGAGGACGUCGACGCAGCAAUAUCUCACCAAACGCCCGACCGGUCCGACAGGCCACCGGCAACCCGAUGUAGGGUUUCGCCCAGGGGUACUGGCGUCGGGGAUCGCCUUCCCAGGCUCCCCGUCGACAAUUCUGAUUAGUCGAUCUGGACAAAUCUCAGCUGUGAGCAUACUGAGUCUGACCAAGUCCACAUUACACAGCCAAAUUUUGAUCAUGGGGAUCAUCGCCACAAACAAACAUGCGUUGUACAGCGGUCUGCUCAUCUCGGGAAGGGGGUCCCAGCGGCGGGAGAAGUGUCCGGGAGCAAUGAGCAUGCCGUCCGCCUUGGGUCUUGAGCCUUGGGGACCCUUAGUCUCUCCCGUACUGGCCGCGCCCAAGCUCGCUCCGGGAACCCGUGGCGUUUUUGCUGUUCCUCGUCAAGAUGAUGGCCCAAACGCGAGUGAGUGCAAAUGCCUCUGUCAACGUCUAGUUUCCGGGUCCAGGAUGGCGGAAACGGGGGUCGGAUCCCCGUUAAGGUUAACUAACACCACCCCUGAGCACGAACAAAAGCACCAAUUAGCAAGUACCCAGUACCCAGCACCCAGUGACAAGCAGCAAGUAGCCAGCAUCAAGGCAGGUAGUGUUCCGGACUCCAUAUUGUGCUACCUGAGCCCUGCUGCAUACCCCGUUACUGUGUACAGACUUCCGGUUGCUGAUCGGGGGGAUCGGGCUGCUAUAUUCCCAAUCCCUCGCUAUACUGGAGUCCUGACGACGCCACCACAAGCUUCCGUCGCGGAGCGCCGACCCAACGCGACACAACGCAACACCGGUCCACGCAACGCAGCGCCACGCGCCGACGACGCAACGCAACUCGCGCAACACCCUGAUCGCAUCGCAUCGCAUCGCAUCACGAAUCCCUUCUGCGGCUUCAACACCUCCUCGACUUCCAUCUCCUGCCCCCCCGAGGGCCUAGACCCCCCAACUUCCAAGCUUCAAGCCGACGACCGUCCGGUCCCAUCCCAUCCCAUGGCUCCCGCUGCCCUCACCCAGGAGGAUUUCAAAGCGCUCGAGCAGACGCGCCAGCGUCUCUACCAGCUCACCAACAAUAUCGCCUCGCUCAAGGCUGACGUUGGGCGAAGCAAUCCGCUGCCACAAUGGUCUGCACCAUCCCCUCGUUCCCCGAUUCCUUCCCCUCAUCCUCGCCGCAGCCUUCCUGAUACUGACCAUGCAAUGUUGUCUUACAUAGGUCGUCUCUCCAGACCUCGGCGUCUAUCCUGGAUCGUCGUCUAUCCAGCCACCAACUAUCCGGGCCGCACACAAGAAGCUUUACUGGGACAGCUGCUCCGCAAGAAGCUAGAGCCAUCGGUCGAGAGCUGGGUUGAGGAAGCCCGCGCCAUUCAGACGGGGGCAGGUGAACCCGUCAAAAACGAAGAUGACGAGGAGUUGUGGGGCUGGGCGGCCGAUUGGGUGCUGCAACGCAUGGCAGAAUAUAUCCACAGCGAGAUACCGGACAAUUUUACCGCCGAAGAGAGGGCGGCGGGUGUUGACAAUGUCAAUACCGGAUUGAAAAGAAAGCUAGACAAGAAGAAGCCUAAAACCAUUCAGGAGGAAGAAGAUGAUGAUGACGACGAGGAUGAAGACGAGGACGAAGAUGAGGAAAUGGAGAAUACUAGAGCGGAUUUCAUGACAGACCAAGCUAUCAGCGGCUUGGGUCAGGUUGGAUUUGGCACGGGCCCAGUAAGGAAGAAUCCUAAUGGCAGGCCAUGGACGGAGGAUGACAUCUUGAAGUUUGCAACAAGUGGCGCAGCCGUUAAACCACAGGCUGACGAAACCGACUAUUACGCUGAUAAUACGUAG